AGAGAGGAGACACGGCUAGAGAGAACUGCACUGGGACUGACAGAACACACAGCCUCCCAGGAUGUUCAGCAAGAAGAAGGAGUACGACCUGGUGAAAGUCGCCCAGUGAGUCUGCCCUCCGUUGCCUGAACUUUUAUGUGUUUGUGUGUCGUGUUUCCUUCUCUUUCCUUCACUUUCCUUCUCUUUCCUUCUCUUUUCACUGUCUCUUAUUUAUCUUUUUCAUUGCAUCCCAGCCUGCUUGUGUUCCCUGGUGGGGUGACCUGGAAUCUAGUUCACUGCACAUGUGGGCAUUUGUUGACUGGUCUUUUCUAAGUCCAACUUGGAGUGUAUUUUUAAGAGUCUGCAGUCUUCCAAGACAAUGCAGUAGAUGAUUUAGAUGAAGUAUCAUAUUUGAUCUAUGAGCACUUAAUAUUGGAAACAUCUCAUGUCAAGUAAAUGGACAGACCUUAUAUAAGCAUAAAAUGUAUCUUAUCUGCCGCCGAUUGAUGACGAGACAAGACAACAAUUUACGUAGUAACUGUCACAAUUCGUUUACUUUUCUGAGAAAAGAGAAAUCUCAUUGGUAUUUGGACUGUGUUUUAUGUAACCACACCACUCGUGUGCCUUUAGCAAUGGGGUGUAACAUUAAUGUGCAUUGAUUCUCCACAUUGCUCUCAGUAUUCAAUAGAUGGCUGCUCUGACUAAUUAUGUAGACAGAGCAACAAUAGCUCUGAUGGAUAAUACUAUGUUACACUAAGGUGGCCUGGCCUGGUAACAAAGAGCCCAGAGCACAUAAAAGCACUGGUUGAAGAAGUGUGAUCUCACAGAAGUUCAGUGAGGACUGUGAGUAACAGACAGCAGAUUUGGAAUGUGUUUAGGUACAUCGCUGGAAGACUCAGGAUUUAUGUUUAUAUAGAGAAGAGGGUAUGUGCUGUUGCUUAAAUAGUUUCAAUCAGAUUUGUGUACAUACAAAGUUGCAUAGAGAUGAAUAGAUAAGAUGUCUUUGUGCAAUAUGUACUAUGUUCCUUUCAAGUGUGCCUUAAUAAAUCAAUAAUCUGAGGCUUAUUUUUCAGUUCCUUUACGUCACUGAACUGUGUCACUCAUCACAUGUCACUUGCGGGGACACACUCCACAUUACUCCUACGCUGGGGUGUGUCUUGGAGCCAAAGGGCUGACAUUAUGCCUAGGGCAUUUCUAAACUAAAGGAAUGACAGGGUGUAGAGUCUGGAUCCACUGCAGCUCUCUGUCUUCUAGAACCAGCAGGGUGACUUUUAGGCUUCCUUUUACUGCCUGCCUGCCACACUCCUACUCACCCUGACAUGUGUGUGUGCUGUUUGCUUUGGUACUGUAGCUAUGCAUUAUCCAACUCCUUUUAACCUUCUUUAGGAUAUGACAGGAUAUGACAGGAUAUGUCUGCUAACCUAGAUGGCUCCUACAGCUAUGUGGACUUUGUCAUUUUACGACAUAUACUAACAGAGAUAAGCAGUUGUCUAAAUGACUCAAAGCUGUCCUGAUGCAACAAGGCAUGUAUGAGAUACUGGAUACCAUAAUAUUUAAACAGUAAAUCUCUCCCCCCACUAUCGCUAUUAGUUUUAUUGUCCCAUUGGAAUGUAAUUGCGAUUCAUGGGGACAUCAGUAGAAUUCUAUGUGCCAUGUCACCCAUUCACUCUAAAUUCCUGAGGACACUCCUCAAUAAUCCGUCAAUGUGAGGGUGUGUACGAAUAAAUAGCUGACUUUCAUAACAGCGACUACUAGUAGGAAUGACAGAACAAUAAGUACAAGAACACACAGACUUAAAGAUGUGUUGAUUACUAGAUGAGUGUGGAUGAGUGACAGUCCUUUGUAGAGUUGGAUGGGGGAGGAUUCCUUUUUGUUCUGCCUGAGGCUGGUUCUCAUUUUGAUUAUUCUACCAAACCUGGAAUCUGGUUCCUGAACAUUCAGGUUGUUCUACUGAGCUCGCUUAGAUAGGCCUACUGGUUUCAGCAAUGUGUCAAUUACACUGAUGUGAAUGGAGGUUUGACUUUUCUCUUCCCAGGAGCCAAGCUAAUGACGUGGCCGUGCUGGUGGCGCGCAUGCAGAGCAAUGCAGACCAGGUGGAGAAGAAUGUGCUGCGCUCUGAGGAGCUGAUGGCUGUGGUAAGAGGUCCUACCAUCCCUACCCACACACUGCGUGUGUAUGUAAUUACACAGUUAUACAUACAUACACCUUUACCUAACAUUUACACUGCCCUAUUCAAUGAAAUAUGCAUUCCUAAAUUCCACUUCAUCAAGCAAAAACAUUUCAAUCCCCCCACAGAUAUUUUAUCAAGGUGCAAUUCAACACAAAUGUUUCAUGAUGGGGAGUACCUUGUGUGGCAUUUACAAGUCCAUUGUCUGUUUCCAUUUCUGUUCCAGGACACAGUGAAUGAGAAGAAGCACAGGCCCUUACUGCACCAGAAGAAGAAUGCAGAGAUCCUGGCUGAGGCUGAGGGGCUGCUGAAGGACCUGUUCCUGGAUGUGGACCGGGCCAAGAAGCUUUCACACCCACAGGCUGGAGAGAUAGAGAGCGAGUGAGUUCCAGCAAGAACACACACACACACACACACACACACAAUCACACACACACACACACACACACACACACACACACACACACACACACACACACACACACACACACACACACACACACACACACACACACACACACACACACACACACACACACACACACACACACACAUACACACACCCUUAGAACAUGAAACAAUGGUUUUGUGACAGAGAUACUUUUCCAGAGGCUCUCAGCGAAUGUUCUGAACACUCAUGUUCUCUCUUUCCCUCUUUUAUUAUGCCUCUUAAUUCUCAUUUUUUUCUGGUCCUCAGUGUGAGAAACCUCCAUGACCGCUGGUCUAAGGACUGUACCAUGUACCGGGACCUGUAUGAGGCAGUGCAGGAGGUAGAGCUCACUCCCAGGAUUGACUGGACUCAGGUGCUGGAGGAGAAACAGGUGAGCCUGCCAUAUCCUUGGUAAUACUCUAUUCAAGACCAGUAUGGCGUAGACAGUACUGUACUGCCAUUAUAUAACAACUUUGGUUGAUCACUGCUUUCUACUGGUGCAACCAAACCUUUGGUAUUAACUCCUAGUUGCUUGGAGUAACUUAUACACUGCUCAAAAAAAUAAAGGGAACACUUAAACAACACAAUGUAACUCCAAGUCAAUCACACUUCUGUGAAAUCAAACUAGGAAGCAACACUGAUUGACAAUGAAUGUCACAUGCUGUUGUGCAAAUGGAAUAGACAACAGGUGGAAAUUAUAGGCAAUUAGCAAGACACCCCCAAUAAAGGACUGGUUUUGCAGGUGGUGACCACAGACCACUUCUCAGUUCCUAUGCUUCCUGGCUGAUGUUUUGGUCACUUUUGAAUGCUGGCGGUGCUUUCACUCUAGUGGUAGCAUGAGACGGAGUCUACAACCCACACAAGUGGUUCAGGUAGUGCAGCUCAUCCAGGAUGGCACAUCAAUGCGAGCUGUGGCAAGAAGGUUUGCUGUGUCUGUCAGCAUAGUGUCCAGAGCAUGGAGGCGCUACCAGGAGACAGGCCAGUACAUCAGGAGACGUGGAGGAGGCCGUAGGAGGGCAACAACCCAGCAGCAGGACUGCUACCUCCGCCUUUGUGCAAGGAGGAGCAGGAGGAGCACUGCCAGAGCCCUGCAAAAUAACCUCCAGCAGGCCACAAAUGUGCAUGUGUCUGCUCAAACUGUCAGAAACAGACUCCAUGAGGGUGGUAUGAAGGCCCGACGUCCACAGGUGGGGGUUGUGCUUAUAGCCCAACACCGUGCAGGAUGUUUGGCAUUUGCCAGAGAACACCAAGAUUGGCAAAUUCGCCACUGGCGCCCUGUGCUCUUCACAGAUGAAAGCAGGUUCACACUGAGCACAUUUGACAGACGUGACAGAGUCUGGAGACGCCGUGGAGAACGUUCUGCUGCCUGCAACAUCCUCCAGCAUGACCGGUUUGGCGGUGGGUCAGUCAUGGUGUGGGGUGGCAUUUCUUUGGGGGGCCUCCAUGUGCUCGCCAGAGGUAGCCUGACUGCCAUUAGGUACUGAGAUGAGAUCCUCAGACCCCUUGUGAGACCAUAUGCUGGUGCGGUUGGCCCUGGGUUCCUCCUAAUGCAAGACAAUGCUAGACCUCAUGUGGCUGGAGUGUGUCAGCAGUUCCUGCAAGAGGAAGGCAUUGAUGCUAUGGACUGGCCCGCCCGUUCCCCAGACCUGAAUCCAAUUGAGCACAUCUGGGACAUCAUGUCUCACUCCAUCCACCAACGCCACGUUGCACCACAGACUGUCCAGGAGUUGGCGGAUGCUUUAGUCCAGGUCUGGGAGGAGAUCCCUCAGGAGACCAUCCGCCACCUCAUCAGGAGCAUGCCCAGGCGUUGUAGGGAGGUCAUACAGGCAUGUGGAGGCCACACACACUACUGAGCCUCAUUUUGACUUGUUUUAAGGACAUUACAUCAAAGUUGGAUCAGCCUGUAGUGUGGUUUUCCACUUUAAUUUUGAGGGUGACUCCAAAUCCAGACCUCCAUUGGUUGAUAAAUUUGAUUUCCAUUGAUCAUUUUUGUGUGAUUUUGUUGUCAGCACAUUCAACGAUGUAAAGAAAAAAGUAUUUAAUAAGAUUAUUUCAUUCAUUCAGAUCUAGGAUGUGUUAUUUUAGUGUUCCCUUUAUUUUUUUGAGCAGUGUAUUUCAGAAUGUAGUAGUAGUGGUACAACACUUUAUUAUCCCCAGGGGGAAAACAGCCAAACAAAGUUAACAAGACAUGUGUUUGAGGUCAACAUUUAGCUGAACUCUAGAGGAUUUACUGUACCUGUGUGUUGUGUGUUAUAGAAGCAGAUAAGUGCAGAGGGGUAUGGGCCCAACCUGUCUGAUGUGGAGAAGCAGAUUGCCUCUCAUAACAUCCUGCACCAGGAAAUCGAGGCUUACGGCUCCCAAAUGAACCGCAGCAGCACUGGCUCUCCGGUAAAGACUACAAAGCCCUUGGCUGCUUUCUUCACUCUCCUUCUCACCAAAACUAGGGAUAAACUCUAAACAAUGAUUGUCAUGUUCUGUUUCGCUCUGUCCACAGGCAAAGUUGUCUACCAUUCAGAGACAGUACACAGAUCUCUUGGUGAGUUAUUGUCCAGAAGUUAUGUAAUAAAUCUGUGUGUGCAUUAAAGUAUGGCUCUGACAUGUCAAAGGGGCUCAAAAUGCUACACUGUUGUGGUUGUAUUUGAACCUUUGUGCCUGUGUUAUCUCUCCACCGUUGACUAUAAGAUAGUCCAGGUGUGACUGAUCUCUGUCUCUCCCCAUGCUGUGUGGUGCAGGAGGCCUCCCUGUGGAGACACAGGUACCUGGCCUCUCUGUAUGACUACAUGCAGGGCUGCAGUAAGGAGCUUGUCUACCUGAGCGAGUACCAGGAGAGGAUCCUCAAGAAGGACUGGAGCGACCGCAUGCUGGACCCCCCAGGGGUGCGCAUGGAGUACGAGAAAUUCAAAAACAACACUCUGCUAACACAUGAGAGCGAGACCAUCCAGCUACAGAUGGAUGGGGAUCAUCUCCUUGAAAUGAAGCACCCUGCCAGCUCCACAAUACGGGUAUGUUUAUAUGGCUACAAAAUGUCAACCUUUCCCAUUGUAAUAGCUGAAGUAUAGGACAUUGGGUUAUUCAUCAUCUACUCUGAUCUUCCCUGGGUCAAUAUGCUUGGUUUGUCUCAGGCACACAGCGACGCAUUGCAGAAUGAGUGGCAGAGCUUCCUCAACCUGUGCAUCUGCCAGGAGGUACACCUUGACAACAUAGACAACUACAGGAAGGUACGUCAUCUCUUGACCCUGGGAAAUUAUGUUUCUUAUGGCUUGUUGUCAUGGCUCAAUGUAACAUUGCUCCUAUGUGUGUUCCUACCUACAGUACCAGCUGGAUGUAGAGACUUUGUCUGAGUCCAUGAAGAGACUCAACUCUAAUCUGGACCCCAAAUCACUGGACAACAAGAGCAACCCAGAGAUCCUGCUACAGCUUGAGGUGAGAUUUGGUUUAUUCUUUGUAUCUAAGUUCAGUAGUUUCUAUGACGUACAGCAUUAUUUCAAUCUGUUCUCUAAUAUACUCUUCUGCAUCUCAUAUCCUCAGGGUGAUGAGAGAGCGAUAGAGAGGAACGAACAGCGCCUCGUAGCCCUGAGGGAGUUCAGCAGCACCAUCGCCCCUCUGAAGCUGCGGCGUCUCCGCCCCACCAAACCCACCCCCGUGGUGUCCCUGUGUGAAUGGACCAACGGAGAGGUAUAAAAUAGCUUCAUAGAAUAGCAGUGUGAGAGUUCUGAGAAGCUAAAGGGCAAACUAAUGUCCUGUCAAUUGACAGCUGUAGAACAAUAUAAUGAUGCAAACUCCUGUCACCCUUAGGACUCAGUGUCUCAAGCAGAGAAGCUCAUGCUAAAGUCCAACUCAGACAAUGAGAACUGGGAGGUCCAGACCAGCACUGGGAAGACCAAAACCCUGCCUGGAACCUGCUUCCUGGUCCCACCACCAGACACUGAGGCCCUUGAGAAAGUGGAAAGGUAAAGAGAGAGAGAAAAGUGCACUCUCCUUAUUACAAUGACCCAAAACUUAACCACCGUCACAGGCAAACUGUUAUGUCAUUGUGUGUUUGUGUGUCCAGUCUGGACAGAGAGCUUUCUAACCUGAAGAGAAAGAGAACUACUCUGAUGGCCUCCCUGAGGAGCCCCAGUGUGGAGGUGGUGCGCUCAGUGAGAGCAGGUUAGUGGAACAUCACUCCACUUGUUCAGAACUUUAGCAUAAAUCACUUAGUUUGAACUCACAGUGGGAACCUAGUAGAUACAGGGCACUAGAUUCAGUGUGGCCCUCUCCUGUCCCCUUAUUUCUCACUGUGCCCUCUGCUUCUCCUCAGCCCCUGUGGCUAGUUCCCCAGAGGACCCAAAGACCACAGUGCUGGCCAGCCAGCUGGACAAGAUCAGCAAGAACCUGGACCACAGUGAGAAGGACAUCCUGAGCCGGCUGAGGGCCCCUCUGGAUCGGAGUGACCCCACACGUGACCUGGCCAACAGGCUGAAGGAGCAUGAGGUGAAGGGAUCGUUUUUUUUUUUUUUCAGACCACUGCAGCCUGCUACAUAGCAUAAUUAUAAUAGACAGUGUGGUUCCAGAGUGUAAUAUCAUUGGUGUGUUUCUCCCUUCAGAGGGCCACCCUAACUGUGAGGAACCUUGAGGCAGAGAAGGCAGCGGUCCAGAGAGAUAUGGAACCCAUCCUAGCCCAGAAGCACCUUGGGCCCACCACCUCCGCCCUGUCCCUCAAACUGAGUGGUCUUAGCAACAAGUUUGACGACACCAACGUCCUCUGUGACCUGUACAACAAAAAGUAUGAAUUUAGUUUACAAUGUGAAAUAAAUAAAAAAGCUGUGUAACGGUUGGGUUGUCUAUAUGUUCUUUUUUUUAACUGUUUUUUAUUUAUUUUAUUUUUUACAUCCAAUUCCUCAAGAUUCUUCUCACUCACUAAUGUCCUUUCUCUUGACCAGAGCCACAGCUUCCAUGUUCCUGGAGAGGCAGAUCAAUAUGGUAGACAACUCAGUCUCUGGCUUUGAGGAGCAGUUGGCUGAAGAUGCUGCCAUCCCUGAUGUCCCCAACGUCCUCCAGACACGCAUCCAGAAGCUUCAGGUAACACUGUUUCAAUCAUAUGACCACUUAAAGUUCAUCACAUGUUCAAUUCAUGUCAUUAUGAUGGACUCUUACAAGUUGCAGUAAGUGUUCUGUUUGAUUGACCCAUCCUCUUUGAUCCGUCCCCUGUGUUUCUCCCUUGUCCUACAAACAGAACAUGCGGAAGGAUGUAGCGUUAAAGCAGGACGAGAUGCUGAAGCUGAGCAGGGACUUGGAGUCCACAGAGCAGUUGAGCAGCUCCCUGCAGAAGGGCUUCCAUGAGUACUGCCCAGACAUCCGCCGCCAGCAGACAGAGGUCAAACACCUGAAGAACCGCUAUGCCAACGUCAACAGUCAGCUACAGGAGAGGUGAGAACCCCAUUUGUCCCACAACUAUAUGUAACAGUUAUAUGUGUCUUGUGUCUGUGGUUACUUCUGUGGUCUAUGAUAUACUGAUGAUUAAUACAAAUAUAUAUAUUGUUAUAGAACAUUUCUGAUGCAAGAGGCAACCAAUAAGAAUCAAGGCUUCCAGAGCUCUGUCCAAUCAUUGAACUUAUUUUUGACCAACCUGCCUAAUAAUACGAUCAAGCCAAGUGAUGGACUUUCUCAAAUUAACUCCAAGCAGAACUCUCAGAAGGUUUGUGGGUUUAUUUUAUUUUUGUGUUAUUUUAUCUCAAUAAAUGUGUCUGCUAUGAACAUCGUCAGUUCUCUGCAGUAUGCUUAUUUUGUUCUUAUUGUGUGUUUGUUUUCUUUUCAGAGAGUGGUGGAGGACAUAAAAAGGAAAUCAGAUGAUGUGGGCCUAGCUGUGAAACAGUCCCGUGACUUGCAGAAUGUACUCAAUGUGAGUAAAAUAAAUUAAAUCUAAUCAGAGCUAACAUUAUAAAUGUCCAUAUCAGUUGAACGGUUUUGGUCAAUGUUGUUCUUAAAAGAGUAAACAAAUAUUCACCAUGUCUCAUAGGAGUAUGAGGCCAAAUCUGAUAAGUACCGUGGUACACUGAAAGAUGUGGAUGAUGAAGAUGCCAAAAGACGUCACACAUCCUCCAUGGCUGACGCUGUGCUGAAAAAGGUAUUGUGGACCUGAGAGACUGCAACAAUCCUCAUCCUAUAGUUGACUUAAUUUGCAUUCAAGUUGGGGCAUUGAUUCAAGAUCCAUGAUCUGACCAGAGGCUGUGUGUUUCGGUUUCAGGAGAGAGCUCUAUUGAACCUCUACUCAGAGGUGUCUGCAGAGAAUGAUCAGCUUCUUAACAAGAUGGGAUUGGCUAAGAACAUAAUUGCCCAGGUAUGACACAAUUACUUUGUAAAACAUCAACACAGUGGAUUCGGUAAUCCAUCAUAAAGUAGUAUAGGUUACACUAAAUUGUCCACUGUUACCUGCUCUGAACAGAAUGAAGAGAAGGUGAGCCAGGUGGUGGUGAAACAGCAGCGGCAGCUGCAGAGUCAGCAGAAAGACCUGGAGGAAACAGACGUUCUAAAGAGAGAGCUGGCGGAUGAGAUCACCAGGCGCUCCCAUGCUGAGAAUGACCUAGCAACAUACAGAAAGAGGUUUAUUUCACUGAAAAGCCGCAGAGGCGUGGAACGAAUGGAGGAGAAGGAAGUUGUGCAGUACUACCGUGACCCCAAACUAGAGAGUGACCUGGUGUCCCUGAAGAGUAGAAUCCAAGAUGAGACUGUAAAACGCUCUGGUACCCGGACAGACAUAAAGGUUGUCAAUGAGAAUAUCAUCCGCCGGGAGACUGAGCUGACAAAUGUCAAACCUAGGCUGUUGACCAAGGUGUUGACUGAGUUUGAGAGGGACCCCCAGCUUGACAAGGAGGCCACCAAGCUGAGAGAUGAGAUGCGCAAGCUGGAGCAGGAGGUCCAGGUGAGAGAUACAGAGACGGUCCACAUGAAGACUGAGAUCACAGUUCUGGCACAGAAGAGACCGACUAUCAAGGAGAGAGUAGUGAAAAAGGAGGUGGUGAGACUGGAGAAGGACCCGGAGAUGCUGAAAGCAGUUCUGACCUUUCAGACCGAGAUCUCAGAGGAGGGGUUAAGAUCCAAGUCCCUCAAUGAUGAAAUAUUCCGCACAAGGAGCCAAAUAAACACACUUGAGAGGGUCAUUCCCACUAUCCAGCCUAAGAUUGUUACCAAGGUGCUGAAGAGGGUGGAACAGGACCCUAAACUCAUUGACGAGGUUAAGACUAUCCACACCAGCCUGGAAGAGGAGAACAAGAUAAACAGUGAUUUGAUGAAGGAGCUCACCAGCCUCCAGAUCCGCUACAGUGAAGUGGAGAAGCUGCGGCCCAAGCUUGAGGUCAAGGAGAUCAUCAAUGAGAUCUACAGGGUGGACCCUGAGACAGAGGUGGAGCUGGUGAGGCUAAGGAAAGAGCUGCAGGACUCUAAUCGAAACCGCACUGAUCUGGAGAAAGAAAUCGACUCAGUUAUGGUGGAUCUUAAAACUCUGCGUUCCCAGAAACCCAAGUUGGAGUACAAGGAAGUGACCCAGGAAGUGAUUAAAGAGGAGAAGAGCCCAGAGGUCAUCAGGGAAAUGAAGAGGUUGAACGACCAGGUUUCCCUUCUGCGGGUCUCAUAUGACAGCACCCUUGAUCUGCUGAGCCGCCUGCGCAAAGAGAGAGAUGAAUGGAAGGUCGAAAAGUCUAAGUUAGAGACAAAGCUUGUAAACAAAGAGUUGAUCAAAUACGAAAAUGACCCCCUACUGGAGAAGGAGGCUGACCGUCUGAGGAGAGAUGUGAGGGAGGAAAUCCAGAAACGACGCAACGUGGAGGAAACUGUCUUUGACCUGCAGAACAAGUACAUCAUGCUGGAAAGGCAGAAACCAGAGGAGAAGAUUGUGAUGCAGGAAGUGGUGCGUCUUGAGAAGGAUCCAAAACAAAUCCUGGAGCAUGAAAAGCUGAACAAGAACUUGGAUGAAGAGGUUAAAUCCCGUAGAAAACUGGAAUUGGAAGUUCGGCAGCUGAGAGCCCUGGUUGAGGAGAAAGAGAGAAACUUGGCACUGAUGGACGACCGGCAAAAGAAAAUCCAAGUAGAAAUAGAGCUUAGACAGAUCAAAUCUCGCAUCCUUGAGCUUGAAAAUACCCCUCAACCCAUUGCGGAGAAGAUCAUUAUUGAGGAAGUCCUCAAAGUGGAGAGAGACCCCAAGCUUGAGAAACUAACCAGUGGCUUACGCACAGACAUGGAUACGGAGGAAACCAACAUCAGUCGUCUGGAAAGGGAUAUCCGAAACCUGAAGAUCAAGUUGGACAUCCUGCGCAAGGAGAAGUCCAUUGAAAAGACUGUAUAUAAAGAGGUGAUUCGGGUGGAGAAGGACCAGAAUGUGGAGGCUGAGAGGGACCAUCUCAGAGAACUAGUGUUACAGGAAAGAAGUUCCAGACGGGACCAAGAAGAUGAAAUCCAGAGGCUUAAUACCAAAGUGACCCGGCUCCAGACCACAAAGUCAAGCACCUCUCACGAAGAAACAAGCAUCACCCUCAAUCGAGAUUCCCUGAUCAGAGAGAAGGAAAAUCUCCUCAAAACACUGAGGACGUUGGAGUCUGAGAAACAGGACAUAAGCAUAUCGUUCCAGCUGCAGUCCAAGCUGAUGAGUGAGAGAAACCAGAUAAACAGGCAAAGGGGCUUCAAGAUGGAUUCUGAGGUACAACGUCUAGAGAAGGACAUCCUGGAUGAAAAAGACCGGAUACACCAAAAGGAGACCUACAUUAUGGAGCUGCAGAACAAUCUGAAGAAAGAGGAUCACUCUGAGACACAUACCAGAGAGACCAACCUCUCCACUAGAAUCAGCAUCCUUGACCCCGAGACUGGCAAAGACAUGGCACCAUAUGAUGCCUACUUAGAGGGUCUGAUUGACCGCAACCAGUACAUCCACCUCCAGGAGCUAGAAUGUGACUGGGAGGAGAUCACCUCAAUGGGUCCAGAUGGGGAGACCUCGAUUCUGCAAGAUCGCAAGAGUGGAAAGCAAUUCUCUGUCAAGAAUGCUCUAAAGGAUGGCCGCUUGACCCAGUCCGAUCUGCACCGCUACAAGGAGGGUAAAAUGCCUAUCUCAGAAUUUGCUCUCCUGGUCGCUGGGGAUUCCAAACCGAAGCCUUACAUUGGUCCAAUCGCAACACCAAGGACACCGACAAAGACCACUGCAGCAUCUUCUUUGAGCACAAUGCCCUCAUCACUCAGGUCUUCCUACUCAAAUCUCACAAACAAUAGAUACGGUAGCAGUAGCAACCUGAAUACUUUUAGCGGUGAUGAGCUCUACCCAAUCUCUGGGGUGCUGGACACCACCACCAACAGCCGUAUGUCUGUGCGUAGUGCCCUGACUCGAAACCUUAUUGACCCAAACACAGCCCAGAAGCUCCUGGAGGCACAGGCAGCCACGGGUGGCAUCGUCGACCUCAACAGAAAGGACAAGUUCUCUGUUCACAAGGCAGUUGAGCUGGGUCUCAUUGACAAAAGUCACAUGCAUCUGCUGUUGAAUGCUCAGAAGGCCUUCACUGGAGUAGAGGAUCCUGUGACCAAGGAACGUCUCGCAGUAGGGCAAGCGGCUGAGAAAGGCUGGAUACCUCAGGAUAGUGCCGUGAGAUACAUGGAAGCACAGUACCUGACUGGGGGGCUGGUGAACCCCCAUAAAGCUGGUCGCAUCAGUGUCCAAGAUGCUCUUAACACCAAGAUAAUCGACAGCACAGUAGCCAAGAACCUCCAAGACAAGUCUGCCCACACCAAAGAGUUGAUUGACCCCAUCACGAAAGAGAAGAUCUCUUACAAGGAGGCAAUGGAUCGCUGCAAAAAAGAUGUCACUACAGGACUCUUGCUGCUCCCUGCAUCCUCCAGCGGUGACUCCAGAGAUGCACCAUCAUACUCCAACUAUCGAUUCUCUGGCUCCUACAGCCAAGUCUAGACAUGUGGCUGACACACAUGCCAGAUCUAGAGUGAUGCUACAGCUCCAGGUGCUAAAUAGAAAUAGAAUUCAGAUCACAACAACACAAACAUAUUCUUAUGAUGUCUUUAUGGUAAAGGUAGAACAUUUUUAUAGUUCUGAUUGUUGAAGUCAGAAAAUGUCUAGGUUGUACUGUAUACAUUGACCUGUUCUUUAGUGAUGCUAUGAUUCUCAAGAGUUGCUGUACACAUAAUUAAAAUGUAUGUUUGGUGAAGAGCUUUCUUUUGAUUUGUUUUUCAGUAUUGUGAGAGCCAUUUAUUCCAAUAAACUUUCAAAUAAGCACUCAUUAUUAUAUUUUUCUAAACAAACGUUGGUCUCUGUGUGUGAUUACUCCUAUAUGAUGGUGGUAACGGUUGAAGUUCAAGUUGUUUAUUUGUCAUAUGGACAGGAACACAUUGUGGUUGUCACGCCCUGACUCUGGGGACUCGUAUUUGUUGAGUCAGGGUGUGUAUU
This is a messenger RNA of Coregonus sp. 'balchen', 12990 nucleotides long. The record is from the annotation of a GenBank genome assembly. NCBI's taxonomy places the organism in Eukaryota, Metazoa, Chordata, Actinopteri, Salmoniformes, Salmonidae.